Colletotrichum spaethianum is the source of this 837-nucleotide messenger RNA. RefSeq lists its product as uncharacterized. Bases 1 to 837 code for a protein of 278 amino acids. The transcript has 2 exons. The record is from RefSeq and is a predicted model, not a curated record. Lineage: Eukaryota; Fungi; Ascomycota; Sordariomycetes; Glomerellales; Glomerellaceae.
AUGAACCAGCGUCGCCCCAUGGACGCGCCACUCGAUGGCCCUGUCCACCGCGAGAAGCCCACGGGUCUCCUCACCCGCUUCGUCCCGGACCGUCUGCGGCACUCCAAGUUGUACAAGCUAUUCCUGCGCCUGACGCGCGUGCUCCAGUUCCUCUCCUCCGUCAUCUCCCUCGGCAUCUUCUCUCAGCGCCUCUUCAAGGUCUACCGCCUCGUCAACUCCAUCAAGACGCGCCGCGGCGUCAACGGCUCUUACGGUGCCGUCGAGGGCAUCCUCGCCGCCGCUGUGCUGUACACCCUCAUCACGACCAUCUUCGGAUGUAUCAAGAAGAACUCUAGCCCGGGCAGCAAGAGCUGGCUCCGCUGGCUGUGGGUCGUGCUCGACCUCCUCUUUGUGGGCGCCUUCAUCGCCGUCGCCGUGCUCACCUCUCCCAACGGUGGCAUGGCUGGCCCGAGACACUGCUACAACGGCACUCGUCUCCGCGACGGCUCCAACAAUGCUUCAGGCCAGACUGCGAGCAACGACGAUACUUGCAACUUGCCUUGGGGCACCUUUAUUCUGGGUAUCAUCAGCACUCUCCUCCACGCAAUCACUGCUUCUUUCCACGAGGUCAGAGAUCAUCGCCGCAGAAACAAGCUCGCCAUCGCCGAGGAGGAGAAGGCCAUGCACCACGCACACGGGGAGCCCGGAUACAAUGCGCCGGUCCACAACGCACCCGGCCACGCUGGUGGUGCACACGCCGGACCUGGUCAUGUCGGACAUGGACAGGCCGGACAUGCUGGAAACGCGGGAGGGUAUACCAACGGCUCCGUACCCGCGUCAGGCAACACUACGUACUAG